GAAAAUGGCAGUUAAUGUGUAUUCUACUUCAGUGACUAGCGAUAACUUGAGUCGACAUGACAUGCUCGCGUGGAUCAAUGAGUCUCUGCAGCUGACGCUGACAAAGAUUGAACAGCUAUGCUCAGGUGCUGCAUACUGUCAGUUUAUGGACAUGCUCUUCCCAGGUUCUGUAGCGCUCAAGAAAGUGAAGUUUCAAGCAAAAUUGGAACAUGAGUACAUUCAAAACUUCAAAGUCCUACAAGCAGGUUUUAAACGAAUGGGUGUUGACAAAAUAAUUCCUGUGGACAAACUAGUGAAAGGAAAAUUUCAGGACAACUUUGAAUUUGUUCAAUGGUUCAAAAAAUUUUUUGAUGCAAACUAUGAUGGGAAGGAGUAUGAUCCUGUUGCUGCCCGACAAGGCCAAGAGACAGUAGCACCAAACCUUGUUGCUCCAGUUGUGAACAAACCCAAGAAAUCUCUCAGUUCUAGCAGUGCAGCCCCACAGAGGCCCAUUGUUACACAGCGGACCGCAGCAACUCCGAAAGCUGGUACUGGAAUGGUCAAAAAGGCUGCAGGAGACGAUGAAUCAGCAGGAUUGAUUGAGCAGAUCAAUGUAUUGAAACUUACUGUUGAAGAUCUGGAGAAAGAGAGAGACUUCUACUUUGGCAAAUUGAGAAACAUUGAAUUGAUCUGCCAGGAGAAUGAAGGGGAGAAUGAUCCAGUGUUGCAGAGGAUUGUGGAAAUUCUUUAUGCCACAGAUGAAGGCUUUGUGAUACCUGACGAAGGAGCACCGCAGGAGGAACAAGAAGAGUAUUAACAGACCACAUACUGUACCAGCAGAGCAGCAACAUCAGAAUUCUUUGCCCCAGAUCAUGUGCUUAACUGUAAAAUACUCCACUUUAUUCUUAGAGGACUCACUGGUUUCUUUUCAUAAGCAAAAAAAGUACCUCUUCUUAAAGUGCACUUUGCGGAAGUUUCACUUUUUACAGUGGGUUUGAGUUAGGAGCUCUUUCUCACUUUGUAGCAGAGCAGUAUUCACAUCUAGGUGGUAUAUUUAGGGAGCAAGAGGCUGAAUAUUUGGAACUUGUUGCAGAAUGGUUUGCUGGUAAAACACUGGUUUGUGGGAAGACUCUUUUUGUAUCUAAGGUGGUGUGUAGUAGAGAAAUUAAAGACUCUGACUCACAGAAAGAUUGAGUUAAUGUGAAAUUGCAGCACAGAAAUUAUAAUAAAAUGCCUUAAGAGUAUUUAAAAUACGCUUCCAUAUGCCAAAUUGAAGUAAUGUGACAGGAGAUUUUAUGUGCUUCAUAUUGGGGUAGACGCUUGUUUAACUCCAUUCACUGCUGUCUGAGAGGCCUUGCAUGGCAAUCUCACUUUGUCAGCAAGUGCUCAAAAGGGGCUAUUAAAACAAAACGCCAUUCCUAUGUAAAGCUGCUUACUAAGUGAUUAGUUCUCGAUGAAAUAGGCCUUAACGUUGCCUGUCACAAGAUUAGAGGGAGUAUGAACAGCUGAGACACAUAAAUUACCUUGAAGAGUGCUAAAGGCUUUUUCUAUGACAUUGUGGCUAAUGACUUUGCCAAAAUGUACUGUGUUUUCUGUAAGAAAAACAAAAACCAAACAACAACAAAAAAAACCCACAAAGGGCAUCCAGUCUUACUGCCUAAAAUGUUCUUCAGAAGUAAUUUUCCUUCCUGGCUCUUGUUUCUGGUUGUCCUGUUCCUCUUUAUUUUUGUUGGUAUACUUUUUGGUUUCUCACUUGUUCUUUUCUCUUGCAAAUCCCAAGGAAUGCUGAUCAAAUCCAAUAGUUGUAACAGGACUUGCACUGUGCAACUAUCUUAGAAUGAAAAUGAAUUGAGCACAUGAGGAUGAUGAUUUUUCUGUCUAUUUUCUUUCUUUUUUUUUUAAUCUUUCAAACCAGGGCAUGUCUAAUAAUAAUACUUGCCAGUUCAGUAGUCUUCUGGGGUAAAAACUAAAAGAUGCUGGCUAACAGAGCUAAUGUUAUUGCAGAAAAUACAGUACUGAGACUAACUUAAAUAUUAAUAUUUAAAGUACUUUCCUUAACUGUCCUUUUUUUGCUAUCAUACCCCUCAUUCCUGUUGUGUUUGGCAAGAUCCUGCAAGACUUCUGAUCCCCCUUCACUACUGAGAUUGAUCAGUCCUGUUGUGCUUGUAUUCAUUUGUUUCUGGUGGUAGCUUGUCCUAAAAUGUGUGUAGGAGAGCAUUUUAUGGUAAUUGUUGUGUAGUGCAUGAAUCUUUGUGAAAUUCAGAGAAAAACCCAAAUUCAGUGAAUGCCAAAAAUGCAAGUAUCUAGCCAUUGUUUAAAAUUGCAGUGGUGCUAUUUCUCUUGUGGCCUUUUAGACUUUUGUUGCCCUAAAACUCCAUUUUACUGAGAAACCAUAUUUGACUUGGAUUUUUCUUGACAGGGUUUUUCUAUUUUGAGCAGUUUCUAAAUAAAGUUCUGUAUUUCAAGAG
Messenger RNA from Balearica regulorum gibbericeps (East African grey crowned-crane), 2447 nucleotides. The record is from RefSeq and is a predicted model, not a curated record. NCBI's taxonomy places the organism in Eukaryota, Metazoa, Chordata, Aves, Gruiformes, Gruidae.